AUGUCUGGCGCUAGAAACCCACGCUCGGACAGGGUCAGGGGUUGGAUUUUGGGACUGGUCACUGGUGGCAGGCUGGCCGAUCGCGUUGAGAAUGCUCGCGGUGCUGGAUCUACAAUGCUGCGACGCACCCCGUCCUGCUUUACCUGCACGCUUCGAUGCGAUUGCGCUCGGCUUACUUGCAAAAAGAGGGGAGCUCGGGAGGCGGGGACGGCUACAGGAGAGUUCGCCCUGAGCCGUAGUUCUGUCGCGAAUUACCCGGUCUAUCUGGACGCUUUCCGUGGAUUCAUGGAUCCAUUCAACUCUCAACUCGCUUCGCUUCGCAACACUGAAGCCGAUCGAAUUAUUUGCUCAUUCAUUUUCUUUCACUUGACGCUGCAGAUCCAAUUCAAAGCGAUGCUCUGUUCGAGCCAAUCCGCACGCGUAGGACGGAUGUCGGGGCUGGAGCGAGAUUCCUGCACUCCACACACCAAGAUGCAUGUGCCAGUCAUGAUGGAGCGAUGUUUAAAGGCGCAUUUGCCCUGGCUUGGGUGA
This is a messenger RNA of Uncinocarpus reesii 1704, 531 nucleotides long. RefSeq lists its product as uncharacterized. The record is from RefSeq and is a predicted model, not a curated record. NCBI's taxonomy places the organism in Eukaryota, Fungi, Ascomycota, Eurotiomycetes, Onygenales, Onygenaceae. The transcript has 2 exons. The coding region runs from base 1 to 531 and encodes 176 amino acids.